Molecule: messenger RNA, 5852 nt
Organism: Malaclemys terrapin pileata
Lineage: Eukaryota; Metazoa; Chordata; Testudines; Emydidae
Product: cyclin-dependent kinase 5 activator 1-like
Exons: 2
Coding region: 916-1860 (314 amino acids)
Biological process (GO): positive regulation of cyclin-dependent protein serine/threonine kinase activity; activation of protein kinase activity; brain development
Cellular component (GO): protein kinase 5 complex; cytoplasm
Molecular function (GO): cyclin-dependent protein serine/threonine kinase activator activity; protein kinase binding
Source: RefSeq, a predicted model, not a curated record
CGCGGCUGGGCACGGGGGGGCAGGACGAGGUUUGUGGCCGGACCCCCGGGAGCGCAGAGCGGGCUGGAUUCACCCCGCCCCGGGAUCGGGCUUUGCUGCAGCGCCGGGACGGGGGCUGAGGCUCCGGGCGGCCCAGUGACCCCCGCUGGCGCAUCUUCCCUUGGCCGGCUCCCGAGCAUCUCCCCGCAGGGGGAGCGGGUGGCCGCCCGCCCCCCAGCCAGCCACCUCCGCAGCGGGGGGCUCUGAGUGCGGGGCCCCGCCCGCAGCCGCUAGACCGGGGUGCGGGGCGCGGCUGCCGCCCAGGUAGCGCCAUCGCCAGCCGCCGCCGCCGCCUCCAGCCCGGAGCGGAGCCCGGACCCGUCCUCGCAGCGCCGCACGGCGGCUCGUCCCAGCCCAUGGCCCGGGGGCUGCAGCCCUGAGCCCUCCAGCCCAGGGGCUCGCCCGGCUCCCUGCCUUGGUCCCGGCGGCGGGACGCGAACCUGUGCCGGAGCCCGCCCCCCGCCAGCGGGCCUGGCCGGCGACUGGAUUAGAUGGAGCUCGGCGCGGCUGGCGGCAGCAUCCUCCUGGGGGCCGGGUUCGAGCCUGCCCGGGCUGGCCAUGCAAGACUGAGCGUUAAUCGCCUGCACGGGAGCGCUCCGCGAGCCUGCUAAUUAAGUACACGCGCGUGCCAGGCUGCUAAUUGCAGGCACAGGACCGCCAUGCAACGCUGCUAAUUAACGGUGCGUCCACGACUGCCACAUUGCUGGCAGCCCGCUGCCCUGCCAGGCUGCUGGGGAAUGGCCUCCCUGCCAGACGGCGCAUUCGUUGCAGACAUGCAGGGCUGCUAAUUAGCUGCACUUGCAGCCCCGUUGCUUUAACUGCCUGGCUGCGUCCUAGCCCCCCGGUUGGCUCAUCCCUCUCCCUGCUUCCCUCAGCAUGGGCACCGUGCUGUCCCUCUCCCCGGGCUCCCGGAAGGCCAGCCUGUACGAGGAGGGCUCCUCCGGCUCGCUGGCGCACUACCCGGGCGUGCCGAGCGCCAAGGGCAGCGGGCAGAAGGCGGACAAGAACCUCAAGCGCCACUCCAUGUUCAUCCCGGCCUUGACCUGGAAGCGGCUGGUGGCCUCCACCAAGAAGAAAGGCUCCCGGGGCGGGGGGAAGGGGCCUGCCCACAAUAACAACAACAACCACCCCCACGCCAAGGACGUGGCCCUCCUCAACCACGAGAACGUCAAGAAGUCGCUGUCCUGCGCCAACCUCGCCAGCUACGAUGGGGGCGGGCCACCCCUGGCGCCGCUCAGCGCCAAGCGCAUCUCCACCACCUCCGUCUCCUCCCUCAAGCCGGGCGCCUUCCUGGGCGGGGGCAGCUCGGCCUCCCCGCGGCGCGUGGUCGUCCAGGCCUCCACCAGCGAGCUGCUCAAGUGCCUGGGCGAAUUCCUCUGCCGCCGGUGUUACCGCCUCAAGCACCUGUCGCCCACGGAGCCCAUCCUGUGGUUGCGCAGCGUGGACCGCUCGCUGCUGCUGCAGGGCUGGCAGGACCAGGCCUUCAUCACCCCGGUCAACGUGGUCUUCGUCUACCUGCUGUGCCGGGAGGUGAUCGACGGGGAUUCGGUCUCCAGCGAGCACAACCUGCAGGCGGCGCUGCUCACCUGCCUCUACCUGUCCUACUCCUACAUGGGCAACGAGAUCUCCUACCCGCUCAAGCCCUUCCUGGUGGAGGCGGCGAAGGACGCCUUCUGGGACCGGUGCCUUCGCAUCAUCAACGCCAUGAGUGGCAAGAUGCUCCGGAUCAACGCCGACCCCCACUACUUCACCCAGGUCUUCGCCGACCUCAAAAACGAAGGCAGCACCCGCGAGGACUUUGCUCGCGUCCUGGACCGGUGACUGGCUCAGUGCACAAAGGACCAACUGCCCCCCUCCCCGCCAACCUCAUGUGCAGCGCAGCCUUCGCCUUGCUGUGACCUUUAAAGACCAGCUUGCGGUGAAUUCGGCCUUUCGAACUAGCCCUGCCUUGCUUAGAAAACCUCCCGCCUGCUCCUUGCCAGAAACUGGGCCAGCUGGUGCGUUGUACAGUCACGCCAGAGCCUUCCUUUCGGUACCUGUCUGAGCUCUGCAGCCGGGAAUCGGUGCUGGCCGAUGACUGGGACAAGUAGCUGAGGUCCCCUCCUAAGGAAUCUCCAGGUGCGUGGGGGUGUGGGGGAAGUGGGCCCAGGCUGUAGAUGGAGGGUACUGGUAUCAUGAUUGGCCUCUGCAUGCUUUGAUUGUCCUGGGCGUGGCCUUGGCAACUGAUGAGCCAGGGCUAGAAGCAUUUGAACAGGCAGUGGCGGCCCCGUCUUUUGAAGCAGGUCCCCGAGGGGUUGUGUGGUGGAAGCAGGGGCUGGAGGAGCUGAGAGAUGGCUGGCUGGGGCUGGGGAGUGAGGGGCAGGGCUGGCUGGCUGGGGGGACAGGGGCAGGGCUGACCAGCAGAGGUGCUGCAAGCCUGCGCACUACUGGUUUCGUUUAUGAGUUUCCUGCCCCCGUCCCCUGGCAGGUCCCCUCAGGGUACGAGUGACCCCAUGAUCCCUUUACUCCCUGAUUCCCACCUGGGUCCCCGUGAAUCUUGCUCCCCCGGUGUUACAUUGACUAAAUCUCAUUUGAAAAGUCUCCUGUACCCCACCAAGCGUGUGGGGUGGGUUCGGCACCUGGCGUCUCUCUCUGCUUGCCUGUCCCAUUGCUAGUCUGGCUGCAGGACUGGGGGAUGUGCUAACCCCUCCCCCUUGCUGUCUGGGGCUGCUCCAGCCUUGGGCCCAGCCCCCCUCCUUUGUCCCCAGCCUGGCUAAUUCAUCCCUACCUGGCAGGGCCCCUGCAGCAUGCCCACUCUGAAGAGGGUUUGCAGAUAGGAUCUAGGGAGGGGGUGCGCAGGAUCUGCCACAGGGAUGGUGCUGGGGGGUAGAAUGGCUGGAGGAGUGAGGGCUCCAGGCCGUUCCAGAGGAGUGUGUCCCCAUAAUCAGGGGGGUGUAACUGAAAUGGACUGCGGGGGAUGGGGUGUGUGAAUAUCGGGGACACUCUUCCUGCAAGGCACGGUGGAUUGUGGGUCACCAUUACAAAUUCACACUUCGCAGACUCUUCCCAGCCCCCCCCCCACCCCCGGGGAGGUAGGGCAGUAUUACCACCCCACUUUAUAGAUUGGGAAACUGAGGCACAGAGCCAGCAAGUCGCUUGCCUGAGGCCACAGAGGGAAUUACUGUCAGAACUGGGAGGCUUUUCAUCCUGCAGGCAGAGCACUGACCUACAGCCCUGGCUGCAGGGAAACCUGAGGCUAGGCGCUCGGAUACUGCGACCGGGCAGCCACAUACGUAUCUAGGUUGGAGGCCUGGGUCACUUGGAGCUGGACUGGAGUGCAGGGGACAAAUCCUGCGUGGCAGGGUGCAGGCUGGGAGGUCUGAGAGGUCUCCUCCAUCUCCAGCACCUGGGCUUGCAGCUUCACCUGCCCUCGGCUUGGCUCCUAUUGGCGCCUGAAGCCAAGAGAGAUCUUCCCAAGGGACGAGCCUUCGCGCCUCUCCUCCACGAGCGGGUGGUUGGGAGGGCGCGGAGCUGGUGCCAGGCUGGAGGCCGUGCCCAGGUCACAGAACGAGAUAGCUGACAAACGCACGCAGAGCGAUGGGCAGGGAAACCCCGGGGAGGCUACCAGACCCCGCGCAUCAGGAUUUCCUGUGGCGGCACCGCCCUGCUGGUGAAAACUGUCAGGCGCCUCCAGAGGUGCGGUGGCUCAUCCCACUCAGCCUUGCGUUGGGCGGGGAGGCCGUGCUGCCCUCUCGCGGGAGCUUGGGGUGCUGCAGGGGUGCACCGGUGGCCUUUGCCAUGGUGUAUCAGUGCCUGAUGCGGUGCCGAUUGGUUAAUUGACGCUCUGCACCACGGUAGCUACAGCCGCAGUCAGGUUUUAUAACCAGCCUGCCUGGGGAGCUCUUGGCCGUAGCGAUAAGCUGGUGGGUAGACUGCACCUAGUUCUACGAUGGCUCAUCAAAAACGUUUCCUGGGUGCCCUGUGCUAGGCCCGACCAGGGCUCAGCUGCUCACAGCCAGGUUAGCUCUGAGGCUCUUAACAACGUCCCCAAGGCAGAGUUCCUAAAAGCCCCGACUCCCGGGAGGUCUGCUCCCAGGAUCUGGCCCUUACAGGAGACAGGAAGCCAGUCGUGGACUCUUUCUCGCUCCCCCCUUAAAGGGGCCCUGCAAAGAAAUGGGACUUGUGCCUUUUGCUGUUCCCUUUAUGAUGGAUAAAUGAGGGCUGAGACCUUGGACCCAUAAAAAGGGGUUGGUUUUGACCUGAGCUAGUCAGGACGUGUCUCUAUGGCAGCUUCAGCCCUAACAAAACGAGCUCCAGCCGUGUGGGGAAGGGCCUGUUUUCAACGCUGCUGGUUGUGUUGACAGCUGUUAACGCCGAUGCCCAAUGAACCCCUGGGAGAAAGGCCAUCUUUGUUAAAGAGUCACCUGGUCAAGGUGGCAGCCAGGGACUCCUCCGGCAAACCCCAGGGCGCUCCAGACCUGACUCCCAGCAAUUUGUACUGGGACAAAAAUCAGAUUCAAAAUAUCCCCCAAGCUCUGGCUUCUCUUUGUGCAUCAACGCAGCCGAGCAAGGGCACAGUCCCAGACAAGUCACGGUCAGGUCAAAGACCCCCUUCACAGCAAUGAGGAGGUUCCCGAGCGCCCGGAUGGCAUUCCCGGGCCCUGCACCUCUCCGGGGCGCUUGGCGGCUUUGCUUGUGUGCAUAGAUACAUUAUUUAUAGGCCGGGUAUAUAAAGUCACUUUAUAUACACACCCAGCCCUACUGUAUCAUAGCUAUAUGUAUAUUUUUCUAUGAGAGAGUAUCAGUAACUAACAUGGGGAUGGGCCCAAAUGCCUUGUUGCUUUUUCUAAUUAAAAGAUCAACUCCACGACUCCAGAAGCUUAGGUCGUGUCACCCAGCCCCGCCCCAAGUGACCCUAAAAUCGGGAUCAUCGGCGAAAUCCACGCCGGUUGCUGCUAAACCAACAUCCACCACCACCCUUCCCUCCCUCCCCGACGUCCCCUGGCCCCCGGUGGAUAUGCUGUUGUGUAAAUAGCCUUGUGUGAAGCGUCGCAAGCGGGUACGUGACGAUUGUGCAUGUAAAGAUGAUUUAUUUAAUUUGUCGCUAUCUUUCUCUUUCCAUUUGUGGAGCUGUUUUUCAGCAGUGAGUUUCUUAUUUAAAACUGGGAGUGGGGGGAUCCCCCCCAGCCAAACACGCCGCUCUGGAUUUUCUUCCAGAAGGGGAGGACAUUAAAGCGCAUUCCUCAGAUCAGGAUUGAUGCAUUUUCACUGGAACUGGACUCUGCUUAUUUUUAAUAUUUGUUGCAUUUCUUCUUUGGAACCACUAUUUAUUUGGGUGGAGCUGUCCAGCCUCCUCCUUCCCUCCCCCACCCCCAAAGACACCCAUGAGCUGAGGGGCUUUGGGGGGUGAUUCCGGACACAGACUUGUCCCUUGGUCCCGGUACCAGGGCGUGGCCAGUGUUGCUACAAAGGCCAAAGAACCAUGAGACUGCAGUGGGAGGUUCCACCUGGCAAUGUGGCGAUUCUCCCAACAGACGUAGGGGUCUUCGCUUGCACGCUCCUCCCAGUGCGGAAUGAAGAUGACAGUCGAUAUUUAAAGCAAAAACUCUUCCCUUCCCCUCACCCCCUGGAGGUGUUUGAAAUCUGUUUGUAAUAUUUACUAUCUCAGACUUGCCUACAUGUCCGAUUUCUAAAUGUGUCAUUGCUGGGAGCGAGCCACCCCCCCAGGUGCUCCAGGGACGGAGCCUUGUCACAGGGUGCCGGGAGCAGUGGGCUCAAGUAUUUUCUGCUGAUGACCGUGGCACUUUAUGCAAAAUAAAAUGGGGGUAAAACAA